Molecule: messenger RNA, 1219 nt
Organism: Daldinia caldariorum
Lineage: Eukaryota; Fungi; Ascomycota; Sordariomycetes; Xylariales; Hypoxylaceae
Exons: 2
Coding region: 542-1087 (181 amino acids)
Source: RefSeq, a predicted model, not a curated record
CCUUCCUCAAUGCCAUGAAUGUCACUGAAUGCAGAAAUGACAAGCUUACAUACAGCAUUUUUGGUAGUUGUUUGUGUUUCUUACCAUCCCGUAUCAAGUAACCCGUCGUAUUGGUGGAUUGAUGAAAGACUGUAGCAUACAACUGACCGCCAGAUAUGUAUCCAGAAUAAGACCCCCACAUAGUCAAGCUGUGUACAAGAUACCGUCCUAACAAUUUGCCUACUAAAUUUGUAUGGGCAUUAGAUAGAGUCGUACUUUUUAUAAAACGUACGAAGUACUUCAUGCUUAGUAGGUCAAGGUACUACGUAAGUUAUCGCAAAUUCGACCCGAAAAUCCAUCACGGUCCCUCGAACUGAUCAGCCAAGUGGAGUGACGAUUUUGGAUCCUUGCCGGGUGGUGAAGAGAAGAGGACAGGAUAAAAUGUACUUUCGUCGCCAGUCCCGUCCUUUCCUCAGGAUUAUAUCAGUGUUCUCCCGGGAUAAAUAUACCUAAUAAUAAGUAACCAUAUUACUGAACUUCAAGUUGCCACUCCCAAAAAACUAUGGCCAUGCAUCUCUCAUCACUCUACCUCUCCUUCUUCGCCGCUUUCGACGUGGCCCUCGCAACUAAGUUCAACAUAACAGCCAUCGGCGCCAAGAACGGCAGUUCGCGGUUUGAGUGCUGGGAGCUUGCCGCGCCGUUCGUCUCAUCCAGCCAGAAUGGCAUUGUCGGAACCCAGACGGCGUUUCUAGGGGACGUUUCCAACAUGACCUACAAUGUCAUCCCCUCGAAUUAUGACAGCAUACCCCACAGUGCGCCUAGAAACCAAUGGAUUAUCGUCCUGAAUGGGGUGGCAGUUAUAACGUUACCAGACGAUAGCUCUGUUACGUACACGGCGAUGCCGGGAGAGGCGGGCGUACUAUUCGCGGCGGAUACUCCGGACGUCAGCCGCCAAGGUCAUGGUAAUUACUUCCCGGGCGUCACGGAAACCAUCUUCCUACAGAUCCCGACGAAGGACAACGCGAUCCCGGAACAUACGGUGCUCCGUGAAGAUGGCCCUUGCAUUGCGGAUAAGUACACGGCGUUAAGGGGGUGGGCAACCGGUUGAUCCUUUGCCCGUGGUAGAGAAUGGUUCCUAUGCUAUGCGGAGGUAAGGUGCCUUACCUAGCAUUUGGUUGUGAUGGACUCUUAUGAUGUACAUUAUUUUAAUGAUCCUGACGAUCUGAUGAAUAUAUAACCC